This is a messenger RNA of Anopheles nili, 2566 nucleotides long. It is a transcript of the gene boss, whose product is annotated as protein bride of sevenless. Gene Ontology annotation, molecular function: adenylate cyclase inhibiting G protein-coupled glutamate receptor activity; sevenless binding. The transcript is spliced from 5 exons. Gene Ontology annotation, cellular component: membrane. The record is from RefSeq and is a predicted model, not a curated record. Lineage: Eukaryota; Metazoa; Arthropoda; Insecta; Diptera; Culicidae. Bases 1 to 2343 code for a protein of 780 amino acids. Gene Ontology annotation, biological process: visual perception; G protein-coupled receptor signaling pathway.
AUGUACCGGCUAGCAGGGGAUCUGAUGUUGACGUUGAUCGUGGAAACGGAUGACUUCGGAGCGACCCUUUUCACGAUCGAUCGCAUAAACGAGCUGCGGUUGAUUGCCGGUGGUGGAGAUGCCAGCAUAGGGAUCACCGUGAUUCACCUGUUGAACGUGUCGCUGAGCCAACGGACGCUGCAACGCGAAGUGAACCUGCUGAAGGAGUGCUCCACGAACACGAUCGGGAUCUUUGUCAGCCCCCGGUUGUGGCCCGGUGUCCGGUUGUUAUCGGAAACCCUGGAUUACAACAUCUUUCCGCUCCCGUCGACGCACGAUCUGUUGUUUACGAAGGCGGCCCAUCUGCUGUACGAGAUGCCGUGGACAAACGGCAACUCUUCCGCCAUGGUGUACUCCGGUUCGAGCGAACUGUCCAGCAGAUUUAGUGCGAUCUGUCGCCACGAGCAUCUGUGUUUGGAGAAUUACCCCAGCAGUGAUAUGAUCUACAUCAUGCUUGGGUUAGAUCCGGCGAUCAGCUUCGCGAUCAACGGCACGCUUGUGCUCGUGCUGAUGGGACACGAUCGGUUACAUCUGUCUGAUCUACCACAUGGUGCGUUCGUGAUAGCGGAAACCGAACUAAACACUGCCACCCUUGGGUUGUCCUGGGCACGCUAUGGAGCCAGUGUACGCGGCUCGGACGUACUCGUCACUGGCAGCUUGCUGCUGGAGGUAGCCGACCUUUUGAACCGCACCGGAACCGACUGUCGCAAUGCCAGCAUCGAGUGCAUGAACAACUGGAAGUACCACGCGAAACGAUCCGCCACGGAAGUGCUCAAUCGGUUGCACCUCACCAACGCCACCCAAUCGAUGAAGUUCGAGUUGCGACAGAAAUCGGCGGCUCCUGUGCGAACCAGCAAUCUUACGGACCAACCAACCACCAAAGAGACGGACGAAGGCGAGCUGCUCAGAUUGAUUGCCAGCUCGAACGCGAUCACCAAUUACACGAGUGUGUACCAGCGCGUGUACCAAACGAACGCAAACACUCCGUCCAAGCUGGGCAUGAUUUUCUACUGCGCGAAAGAGUUCGAAAUCCGCCAUCCGGACUUCAUCGAGCGCCAUUACCAGCACAACCGGCCACCGGUGUAUUAUGGUGGUGCACCCACCGACACCGACGAGUACGCCGACAUGUACUGGCAGAUCAAGAUGGAAGCCUGGGUCGCGGCCGGACUCACCGUGUCCUCACUGGGCAUACUACUGUGUGCCGCCAUACUGAUCUUUCUGAUCGUGCGCGUCUGCAUGGACGACAUCCUGGAGGGCCACCCGCUCGGAAGCAUCCUGCUGCUUGUGAGCUUGAUCGUACAGUUUGCAGCUUUCAUCCCGUUCAGCUUCGAGUAUACGGGUUACACGGCCGACCUUGCCGGACACCGAUCGGACACGAUGCUCACGUGGAACGCCCACUGUACGGUGAAAAUAUUCCUCGUGUCGAUGUGCUACUGCAUGACGUUCUCGUUGCUGCUGUGCCGUGCCAUUAUGCUCGCCUCGAUCGGCAGCGAGGGUGGCUUCCUGUCGCACAUCAACGGUUACAUCCAGAGCGUCAUCUGUGGCUUCAGCACGCUCGUCCAGCUGGGCCUCUCGACACAGCUCGUGAUUGUGCUGCACGCGAACGCGCACAGCAUCUCGUGCGGCGAGAUCUACUACGGCCACUGGUUCUGGGCGGUGAUCGCGUACGAUGGUGUGCUGCUAGUGUCGCUCAUCUUCCUGGCACCGUUCAUAUUCCGCUCGCAGCGUAACUACCGCGAAGGGUUGCUGCUCGUGACCGGAUCCGUGCUGUGUCUCGUCAUCUGGACGGUGUGGAUACCGUUGUGCAUGUUCGGGUACGAGUGGCGUGAGGCCGCAAUUUCACUCGGUCUCGUUGCCACGGCACUGGCCGUGCUGGUGGGCAUCAUGAUCCCGCGGUGCUUCCUGAUGGUGCGCAGUAUCGCCCGGUCGGAUCUCGUGCAGGCGCUUCCUUCGCUAACAUCGCUUGCCUUCGCACAGGCGAACCAGUUCAUAUCGGAUCAGAGCGUGUACGAAUGCGUGAAUCCUGCCAUGCGCCAACGUUCACCGACGGACGAGAGUUUUGUCAUGGAUCAGGACCUGGACGAGGCGUAUUCGGCUAACAGCGAAAUUCCAACGUUACCUCUGCGAGGCCAGCGUCGCAAUGGGACGAUCGGGAAUCACGGUGGCAUGCUUGCACCGUUGGAUCCGCGACACGCGGGCGGGAACGUUACCCACAUAGCUCCCAGCUUCUACGGUAUCUCUAACCCGUACAGCUGCACCGACUCGCUGACGUCGAUUUCGCCCAACAAAAUCACCCGGUUCUAGGCCUGGCGUGCCUGGUCGUCCGCGAACGUAACGUAUUCUAGUCAUCGAAAGGGUGGGGAAACGGAUUACCCAUCUUGCGCUACACUUGUUUUGCGUGUGCGUGUGCGUUUUUGCCUUUUCAUUUGUCUUCACGUGACCGACAAUGUUCAAUUUUUUGCCGUACUGACCAACCAUUUUCAUUACCGUUUACUUUUUUCUUUUUAAUCAGCGUUAGCUUAGCUUA